Messenger RNA from Naumovozyma dairenensis CBS 421, 3159 nucleotides. RefSeq names its product Apl3p (gene APL3). The transcript has a single exon. Gene Ontology annotation, biological process: clathrin-dependent endocytosis; intracellular protein transport. Gene Ontology annotation, cellular component: AP-2 adaptor complex; membrane coat. The record is from RefSeq and is a predicted model, not a curated record. NCBI's taxonomy places the organism in Eukaryota, Fungi, Ascomycota, Saccharomycetes, Saccharomycetales, Saccharomycetaceae. Gene Ontology annotation, molecular function: clathrin-cargo adaptor activity. Bases 1 to 3159 code for a protein of 1052 amino acids.
AUGGAACGUAAGAAAUCAAUCAUCGGGAAUCCCACUCGUUCCACUUCAAGCACUACAAGUACUAUUAAGGGAUUACAAUUGUUUAUUGCUGAUCUAAGAUCAUGUCAACAAACUCAAGAACAGGAGAAAAGAAUUCAAACUGAACUUGUGAAAAUCAAACAACAUUUCAAUUCAUCUUCAACGAAAAAUACGUCUCACUCUCAUGGUAGUCAUCAUGAUAAAUUGGGCGGUUAUCAAAGGAAAAAAUAUAUUGCUAAACUAGCAUAUGUAUAUAUCACUUCAAAUACUACGAAAUUAAAUGACAUUUUGUUUGGUCUCGAUCAAACCGUUCAAUUAUUAUCAUCGACAGCAUUUUCAGAGAAAUUCAUCGGUUACAUGACUUUAGAAUUAUUGUACGAGCAUCGACAAGUCGUUGAAAAAGUCAAUGAAAAAGUCACUUAUUAUCUUUUACAAGAUCUUUCCGAAUCAGAUGAUAAUUUUGUUGCGUUAGCGUUGCAUUUCGUAGGUACUGUCGCAUUAUUACCUUUCAAUCAAUUCGCAACAAAUGAUGAAAUAAUAUCUGCUAUUUUCCAGAUCUUAAGAUCCCCAACAUCUUCACAUUACUUGAAGAAAAAGUCAGCGUUAUCAUUCUUGACCUUAUUAAAGGCUAAUCCAGUAAUCCUAACAGAUGACAUGCAAAGGAAACAACUAUGGAUUCAAAGAAUAGUUAGUUUAUUAGACGAUACAUCAAAUUAUAGACUCUGUUUAGCUGCAUUACCUCUAGUAGAAUACAUUGCCAAGAACAUUGACUCCACGUAUUGUAUUAGGUUAGUACCACAAUUGACUGAAAUACUAUAUAAUUGUGUCGUUGUGGGCACGUCAUCUUCAUCAUCAGUGGCAAACCAAUUCCCCAUGGAAUAUAAAUUCGCUAACAUUCCAAAUCCCUGGUUAAUUACAAAGACAGUUUCACUAUUAAGUUUCUUAAUCAUUUCUCAAAACGAAACCACAAACAAGCAGCUUCAAAGUCAUAGUGGGCCCAAUACAUUAUUAUAUGCGAGUAAUUUAAAUCCAGAAGUCUUAAGUAAAUUAAGGCAAUGUGUCACUGUUGCCAUCGAAUUAGGCAUGAGAACAUGUAAUGAUCCUAUGGAGAAGAUUGUUCAAAACACAGUACUUUUCUCACUGAUUAAUUUUGCAUCCAAAUUAGACCCAACAGAUGAUGCUAUUAAGAGUUCAGUGAACGCUUUAUGUUCAUUACUUUCAUCGCCAGAUAUUAAUACGCGAUAUUUAACUCUAGAUUCAUUAUUGAAAUUAUGUUCAUUGAGUGGUGAAGUGGCUAUUAAUUCAGUCCGUUAUAAUAAGAAUCUAGGUUUAAUAUUCAAUAUUUUGAAACAUGAAAGGGAUUCCUCUAUUGUGAGGAAGUGUAUUGAUUUACUUUAUACGUUUACGGAUUCUGAGAAUGUUAAAUUGAUUGUGGAAGAAUUAUUGAAUUUUGUGCUUCAUUCAAGGAAUUUAAAUGAUCCUCAUAUGAAAUCAGAUAUAGCGGUAAAGAUCGCUGUAUUGACGGAGAAAUACGCAAUGGAUUCUAACUGGUUUGUUAUUAUUUCAUUGAAGAUUCUUUCGCUGACAAAUAAUAAUGCACCUUUCAAUGAUGAUGGGAUUUGGCAAAGGUUAUGUCAAAUUGUUGUUAAUAAUUCACAUUUACAUAAAUUAACGUGUGACCAAUUAGUUGAUUAUCUUUACAAGAAUGAAUGUUCAGAAUCCAUUAUCAAGACAAGUGCAUUUUUAUUGGGAGAAUAUUGUGGUAAAGUCCAAGAUAAGAUUUCCAUUGCAAAUCUUUUCAAUCUUUUCACAGAUAAAUAUUCUAUGGUAUCUAACGUAACCAAGGCGAUGAUCUUAACGACAAUGAUAAAAUUAUAUAAUUUUGCACCUGAGAUUGGAUCAUGGGUAAUUAAAUUUUUCCAAUUGGAGUUAAACUCGUUGGAUAUUGAAUUACAAACUAGAUCAUAUGAAUAUUUGAAAAUUAUUCAAAUAUCUAAAAUGAGCGAAUCGAAUGGCAAUGCGAAUAAUAAUAAUAAUUUAAUUAAUGUAUUAUUUAGCCCCAUGCCACCAUUCAUUACCAAAUCUAAUCCAUUAUUGAAAAGGUUAGGUGGCAAUUUACAACCGUCCUCGUCACCAUCAUCAUCAUCACAUAAAGCAAGUGCAGGAAGUACAACUCUAGUUGAGUCGACAACACCAAUGACAACCCCAGGGGUAACACAACGUCCGCCACCGCCUCCUGCAUCAAGAACAAACUCGAUGGUUCCAAAGAGUCAAGAGGAAUAUUAUGUUGAACAAACAAGCACAUUAUCACCAAAUUGGAGAGAAGGGUUCAAUAGAAUGAUAUCCCAUAAACAAGGUAUAUUAUUUACCAGUCCAUUAAUCAAGAUAAUAUACCGAAUUACCGCUGUGAAAACCGAGGAAAGAAUUGACUAUUCUCGAUUACGAGUAGAACUAUCGUAUAUAAAUGAAACCGAAUGGGAUAUUACUGGAUUGUCAAGUGAGAUUUUUCCCUUCAAAGUGCAAGAUAAUCCUGAGUAUAUUAUACAGAAUGUGGCCCUACCGACUCCAACUAAGAUAUCAAUGGGUCAUGGAGAAAGGUCAAGACAAAGUUUUGAGAUAGUUAUAAGGAAACCGUUCGAUGUAGAUAAUUGUGGACCACUUUUGAUGGUACAUUUUAAAUGUGGUGGGAAUGGUUUUAAUCAUGUUAAAUUGAAGCUUGGUGUGGGUAUUACUCAUACAUUGAUCGGUAAUCAAGAUACCGGAUCUAUGCGUCAUGUUAUUGAAUUGCCUGAAUUUAUUCAACGUUGGAAGAUGUUGAGUACAGCAUUGGGUAAAGAUGGUGAGUUUAUAUUUGAUUCGGUACCAUUUAAGAAAGAUGCAACUGUUGAUAUGGAAGAAGCAAGGAUGACUAUUAGACAAAUUUUGAAACGAUUAGGGUUUGAUAUUGUGGAACAAAAUAGUGUUAAGAAUACUAUAUUUGUGUCAGGGAUUAUACAUACAAAGAGCGAUGGGAACUUUGGAUGUUUAAUGAAAGUGAAGUACCAAGACGAUGGGAAGAUAAAUUUGACCUGUAAGACUACCCUGGGCGGGCCAUUGGCUGAGUAUAUAGUUCGGUGCACUAAAUCUGCCAUAUCCAGAUGA